Arabidopsis arenosa is the source of this 1095-nucleotide messenger RNA. Lineage: Eukaryota; Viridiplantae; Streptophyta; Magnoliopsida; Brassicales; Brassicaceae. The record is from the annotation of a GenBank genome assembly.
GGUUACACAUAUAGCUAUAAAAGAAGAAAACAAAUUAGGGAUCUUUUGGGGGAAAAAAUGGGAAGAGGAAGAGUAGAGCUCAAGAGGAUAGAGAACAAAAUCAACAGACAAGUGACGUUUGCUAAACGUAGGAAUGGUUUGUUGAAAAAAGCUUAUGAGCUUUCUGUUCUCUGCGAUGCUGAGGUCUCUCUCAUCGUCUUCUCCAACCGUGGCAAGCUCUACGAGUUCUGCAGCACCUCCAACAUGCUCAAGACACUGGAAAGGUAUCAGAAGUGUAGCUAUGGCUCCAUUGAAGUCAACAACAAACCUGCUAAAGAACUUGAGAACAGCUACAGAGAGUAUUUGAAGCUGAAAGGUAGAUAUGAAAAUCUGCAACGUCAGCAGAGAAAUCUUCUUGGAGAGGACCUUGGACCUCUGAAUUCAAAGGAGCUAGAGCAGCUUGAGCGUCAACUAGACGGCUCUCUGAAGCAAGUUCGCUGCAUCAAGACACAGUAUAUGCUUGACCAGCUCUCUGAUCUUCAAGGUAAGGAGCAUAUCUUGCUUGAAGCCAACAGAGCUUUGUCAAUGAAGCUGGAAGAUAUGAUCGGCGUGAGACAUCACCAUAUAGGAGGAGCAUGGGAAGGUGGUGAUCAACAUAAUGUUGCCUAUGGACAUCCUCAAGCUCAUUCUCAGGGACUAUACCAAUCUCUUGAAUGUGAUCCCACUUUGCAAAUUGGAUAUAGCCAUCCAGUGUGCUCAGAGCAAAUGGCUGUAACGACGCAAGGUCAUCCCCAACCAGGGAACGGCUACAUCCCUGGCUGGAUGCUGUGAGCGAUACUUCUUCCCCCAAUAAAGAUCUUAAGCAAGUACUGUGGUGGGGUCUUGGGUGGUGUGAUCUUAGAUCUUAUGCAUAUGAAUAAUAAUGAAUUUGCACAAGACUUUUGUUUUGUUGACACAAGUGGCUAUAGCUGUUAUAGCUUUCAACAUCUCUCUUCUGUUUCAGGAUUUGUUUGUGCCUAUUGUAAUUGCUUAUAUAUUUAUGGUUUGUAAUGUGUGAAAUGUUAACAUUACCCAUGUCUCAUCUGGUUAAGUACUUAUCCUGUCUUUGUAUAAUUA